AUGCCUUCCGCCACGAGAGACGAACGCAUUCCGCUACGAAAGUGGCAGCGGCCCAGCAAGACAAAAGUCGACUUACCAUGGGCGGACAUCCAACUUAUUGACAUUUCGAACUUCGACACUCCAGGUGAAAGGGAAAGAUUAGCGGAGCAAUUGCGCAAGGCAAUGAAAGAAACUGGGUUUUUCAGUGUCGUCGGAACAGGACUCACCGAGGAAGAGGUCCAGCGACAGUAUAACAUCGGACAAGCGUUCUUUGCCCUACCUGCAGAGGAGAAAGAUCAACCUCAAUAUAAAUGUGACUUCACUGUCGGCAACUAUUUUGGGUACCGGGCGCCGUAUGAGAAGAAAAUCAUGUCGACUGAAGUCAAGGACAUCGUAGAAUCAUUCAACAUCGCCAAGUAUACCCAACAUUACGCCAAUGAGGCGCGACAUCCGUUUUUUGACGCUUACCGAGAAGAAAUUGAAGAAUUUUCAAGGAAAGCAUUGCGUGUGGCCAGCAAGAUCUUCACGCUCUUUUCGAUCAUCCUCGAAUUGCCCGAGGACUAUUUCUCCUCGAAGCAUGAGUACGACUCUCCGAGCGAGGAUCACUUGCGGUAUAUGACCUACCAUCCACGAACAGUCGAGGAAGACGCCCAAGUGGAGAACACAUGGUCUCGAGCACAUACCGACUUUGGGUCUUUGACCUUGCUCUGGAGUCAGAACGUCGCGGGUUUGCAGAUCAAGACUCAAGGCGGGGAGUGGAAGUAUGUCCCGCCCGUCGAUAACGGGAUUAUCUGCAACGUCGGCGACACACUCGACUUCUGGUCUGCGGGCUAUCUCAAAUCCACGACGCAUAGGGUGGUGCGGCCGCCUCCUGACCAGACCAAUGUAGACCGAUUGGGGUUGUUUUACUUCGUUCGCCCAGGUGACAAUGUUGACAUCAAGCCCGUAGCUUCGCCUCUGCUAAAACGGCUGGGGCUGGUAAGAGAGGGUCAGGAGGCCGCUGAGCCUAUCACGGGACUACAAUACGUGCGAGAGAGAGUGAAGAACUACCAUAAUCAUGCCGAUUAUGCUGAUAUGAGAGGGAAGAAAUUCAAGUUUGGGAAUCUAGAAAUUGAAGACGAAGCUGCUUGA
Exophiala aquamarina CBS 119918 is the source of this 1110-nucleotide messenger RNA. Its product is annotated as gibberellin 2-oxidase. The record is from RefSeq and is a predicted model, not a curated record. NCBI's taxonomy places the organism in Eukaryota, Fungi, Ascomycota, Eurotiomycetes, Chaetothyriales, Herpotrichiellaceae. The coding region runs from base 1 to 1110 and encodes 369 amino acids. The transcript has 4 exons. Gene Ontology annotation, molecular function: dioxygenase activity.